AUGCAGUUUAUACAUCAGGAUGAACUGGAUUGUUCUAAUACUUCGAAAUCUGAUAAAAAAAGUCAGAUAUCUAGUUUUUCUGAUGAAGACGAUGCCAAGCAUUUAAAUGAAAUCGGCAAAACUAACUCAAUUCAUAAUAAUAAUAUUCGAAUUGGUGCUAAAGUUGAACAUCUGGAUAGAGAAUAUGACAUAAAUAGACAAGAAAACUCUUCAAAAAAACUAUGUUCUAGCAAAUAUCUGGUCAAUAAUUAUGAGAAAGCUUGUUCUGAUUUAAAUCAAUAUGAGUUGAUGGAAACAACACCAGUGGGGUCUGUUAAUUUAAACUCUGUUUCAACGGCUUCAAAGUCUUUGAGAGAAGUCUAUGUUGGUAACUUACCACAAGGUUUGACAGUUACAGAACUAUUAGAAUACAUAAACCGUUCAAUGACUAACAAUAAUGUAUCGCCCAUUACUGGAAAUCCGGUAAUAUCUGCAUGGAUUAAUUCCGAUGGUAAAUAUGCAUUUUGCGAAUGUAGGUCAAUAGAAGAAGCAAAUAUUUUGUUAAAACUUAAUAAUUUACUUAGCUUCAAGGGGAAUUUGCUUAGAAUUGGAAAACCUAAAGUUAGUGAAAAUAAUAUUGGCGAUCAGUUGUCAAACAGCUCUGCUAUAAUUAACCAAAUUAUACAAAAUACAACAAUUAUAUCUUCAUAUUUUAAUAAUAUUCCUCUGAUUUUUAAAAAAAAGGAAACUAUUUUAAUUACUGGAAUAAAUAAGGCAUUUACUAUAGAACGUGUUAAAGAAAUUUUUGCUGAUAAUAAAAAGAUUGAAGUACUUGAACUAAUUGAUUACCGUAAUAAAUAUAAAAUUGCUAUUUGUGAAUUAGAUUCCAAUACAAAUUUAGCUGAUAGAAUUAUAAGCAAACUUGGGACAGAAGCUCAAAUUUUAAAAAUGAAAAAUUUUAAUUCAAAAAUUCUUUAUACUAUUAACGAUUAUCUUAAAAGUAUGGUAAAUGGAAUCAAAGAAAACAAUGAGCUAUUAUUAAAGUCAGAAAUAUUUAAACACUGCCAAAAUAAAGGUUUAAAAUCUUUGCUAAUUCCUCAAAAACCUUGUCGUUGUAUUUUACUUUCAAAGAUUCUCACAGUUGAAGAACUAUUAAUUCCUAGUGUAUAUUCUUCUGUAUAUGAAGAGAUUCACAAAAAAUGCCUAAAGUAUGGAGAUAUAUAUAAAACCACCAUUCCAAAGCCAGAAAAAACGCCUUCUAGUAAGGAUCAAUGCAUCGACCCUUAUUUUGGAAGAGCAUUUAUUUUUUUUUUUAGUGUUGAAAGUGCAAUAAGGGCUAAGGUAGAUUUAUUUAAAAUGAGGUUUCUUGGAAGAAAUAUAAAAAUAACUUAUUAUUGCGAGCAUGAAUUUCUUAAAGGUAAUUUGAUUUCCUGUGAACCCAAUAGGUGUGAUCCUAUCGAUGACAAAGAAUUUUCGAAGAUUAUAAAUCUUAUUUAA
Messenger RNA from Cryptosporidium ubiquitum, 1476 nucleotides. RefSeq names its product splicing factor U2AF U2 SNRNP auxiliary factor. Bases 1 to 1476 code for a protein of 491 amino acids. The transcript has a single exon. The record is from RefSeq and is a predicted model, not a curated record. Gene Ontology annotation, molecular function: poly-pyrimidine tract binding; pre-mRNA 3'-splice site binding. Gene Ontology annotation, cellular component: commitment complex; U2-type prespliceosome; nuclear speck. NCBI's taxonomy places the organism in Eukaryota, Apicomplexa, Conoidasida, Eucoccidiorida, Cryptosporidiidae.